Messenger RNA from Drosophila innubila, 3819 nucleotides. RefSeq names its product protein AF-9 (gene ear). The coding region runs from base 325 to 3246 and encodes 973 amino acids. Gene Ontology annotation, biological process: regulation of DNA-templated transcription. NCBI's taxonomy places the organism in Eukaryota, Metazoa, Arthropoda, Insecta, Diptera, Drosophilidae. The transcript is spliced from 2 exons. The record is from RefSeq and is a predicted model, not a curated record. Gene Ontology annotation, cellular component: super elongation complex.
GAGUGUUUUCGUUUUCAUAGCCAAUUUUUGUUGAUUAAAUAAAUUAGGUGGUGGUGAGUGGGCUACGCACUCACCGUUGCAGUUCGUAGCAUCGCCUAUGAGAGCAAUAAACAUUGCAAUAUUGUUGCUCCAGUUUGGCACAUGGCAUUUUUAUCUAGGCUGACACUAACACACACACAAAACAUUGGCAGACACUCACACUGCGCCGCCUCAGAUCUGAGCAGGCAAACUGCACAUACUUUUGUUUAUAUACGAAAAUUCUUGCAGAAUCUUCGUUUUGCCGAUAUUGAAGUUUGAUGAAUUACCGUUGCCGGCGUCAUCGAUAUGGCGGUCAAGGUGCAGUUCGAAAUUGGUCAUACAUCAAAGCUCCGCAGCAAGAAACAUCCACAGGCCUUCACCCACGACUGGGAGAUAUAUGUACAGGGCGUGAACAAGGCAGACAUAAGUGCAUUCGUUGACAAGGUCGUCUUUAUACUCCACGAAUCAUUUCCCAAGCCAAAGCGUGUAAUCAAAGAGCCACCGUAUGUCAUACAGGAGUCGGGCUAUGCCGGUUUCAUACUCCCCGUCGAGAUCUAUUUUCGCAAUCGAGACGAGCCUAAGCGCAUCAUGUAUCAAUAUGAUUUGGAUCUGCAGCAGACGGGGCCACCACAUCAUCGGGUCGAAGUUAAGACGCAUGUCUUUGAGGCGCCCUCGGAGGAGUUUCGAGCGAAGCUAAUGCGCGGUGGCGGUGUACCCGUCUUUGGGGCUAACAUUGCUGCAGCCGGCAAUCUCAGUCGAACACUUUCGCCCAGCGUUGGCGGUGGCAGUGAUCUACCCGGAUCUGAGUUGGCGGUGGUCAAGGCAAAGGGCGGUGGCGGCAGCAUCGUGAUAGAUUCCGGACCUGGUUCCGGAUCCAGCAAAAAGCAUAAACCACGCAAUGAUGAUACCGGCAAGGUCAGCACUUUCUCAGCACUAUUUGGCACGCCCAUUACCAAAGGAAGUACCGCCAUGGCAGUUGCGAAUCUGCCAGCGAUAACAGCGUCAAAGCAUUCACCAGAUGCAAAGGGGCAAGCUGGCUCUGGGAGCGCUAAAACCGCAUCACAUGAUGCCAAGGAGAAGUCAAGCAAGGAGCGGGACAAAUCAAAUAGCUCGGAGAAGCCCCGCGAUAAGGACAAGAAAGAUCGUCAUGGCCGCGACAAGGAGCGCAAGUCCGGUAAAUCCGGAGAAAGCAGCAGCAGCAAACACGACAAGGAGAAGGAAAAGUCUAAAAAGGACAAAACACGGGACAAGGAACGUGAACGUGAGCAAAGCAACAGCAGCAGCGUUGUAAGUGCAGCUGCGAGUGCAUUAGUCAGACGCACAGUCAGCCCCAAGGCGGGGGCCAGAAGCAGUCUAGCCGAGAUGAGCCCCAAGAAGCUGUCGGCUGACAGCGCUGCUGCCACGCCCAGCUCUCGCUCCAAGGACCGGGAAGAGCAUAAGUCGUCGGGCAAAUCGGAGUCGAAGGACAAGGAGCGCAGCUCCAACAAAAAAUCCAAGAAAGAGAAAAAAGACAAGGAGCGCGAGCGCGAGCGGGAAAGAGAGCGGGAGCGGGAACGAGACAAGCAGCGGGAUGAACGCGACAAGGAGAAACGUGCGCCCAAAGAUGAUCGAGGAGGACACGGAGACAGUCCGGCAACAAAUAGCAGCAAUAACAUAACGCAACCAUCACAGUCGCAACAAUCUCAAGCCAACUACGAUACUCUUAAGGCAACGGGCAAGGCCACGCCGAAUUCGCUGGGCAGCAGCGCCAGUGCGAGUAGUCUGGCCUCCAGCAGUGGCAAGCGUGCCCACGAUAAAGAGGAGGUGUCAGUGCCUGCCUCACAGUCAGCUGCAACGUCCUCAAAAGUCGCCGAGAAAGCGGCGGAUACCAAAGGUGACAAGGCGACGAGCAGCAAUGGAAGCGGCACCACGGAGAAAAAAUCACACAAGCACAAGAAGAAGGACAAGAGCAAAGAUAAAGACAAGGAUAAGGAUAAAGACAAGGAUAAGGACAAAGACAAGGAGCGAAGCGAUCGCGACAAAGAGAAGGAAAAAGAACGCGACAAGGACAAGUCCAAGGAGCGUGAAAAGGAUAAAUUACAGCAGCAGCAACCGAAUGCAACAGAGAAGCCAUUACCAACGCCUGUAGCAGCAUCUGAGCCCUCACCCAAAACGGAACUCAACAGCCAGCAGACUGAACCGAGCGCUGAGAAAACUGUAGCCGUGAUUAGCAAAAAGGAGAAGCACAAGAAAUCUAAGGAGAAAACCGCCAGCAAGGAUGAGAAACGACAACGUGAGGCAGACUCCAAGCACAGUAACAAACAGCAGGCAACGGCAACAGCAACGACAACGUCAACAACUGUUGCUUCAACUGGUCCGACGCAGGCACAGAUCAAGGCGCCAAGUAAUUUGGAUUUGAGCGAUAUGGACUCGGCCCAAUCGGCACCAGACUUGGCCGCAACCAAUGCCCUGGCAGCAGCAACAGCUGCCACGUUACAGCACUCAGAUAGCUCCAACAGCAGCUUUCCCGAUUUGCCGGCGAAGAGCAGCCAACAGAAGAGCGCAAAGAAUGCACAGAAUACAGCGCAUGGUAAGGAUAAUAAAACUGCUGGCAAGGAGCCCAAAGUCAAAUCGAAGCUUGCCGAAAAGUCUGAAAAGACUGAAAAGUUGGACAAAUCACCAGAGGCCAAGGCAGAGAAGUUGGACAAGGCGGACCUCAAGGAGGAAAAGAAACGGAAUCGACGCAAUUCACAGAAUAGCAACAGCGGCAGCACAAUUGCCAGCUCCACAUUCAUUGAGCCACCUCUCAAGACCACAAAGAAAGAGCCGCCAGCGAAGGCGACGCGUGAGAAAUCCAAGUCGCCAUCGUUGCGACAGGCGGCAGCUUCAGUGGCUUCCAAUAACAUUGGAUCUUCGCCAAGCAAUCACAUAAACAAUAACAGUUGUCCGGCAAUAAUUAACAACAUUAGCAAUAGUGGGCAUUCGCCUGCAGAGCAACUCAAUCCACCGCUGAGCAGUGGUGGCGGCAACAAUACUCCAUUGCCAACAGAAUACCUGACUGAACUGCAGGAGCUGCAUCACAAGAUCAUGACGUUGCAGGACAAUGAGGAGCUUCAGCAAGUUGUCGAAAUGAUUGCCGCAACCGGUUGCUAUGAGAUCACGCAUAAGACAUUUGACUUUGAUUUGUGCAAAUUGGAUCGGGGCACAGUGCAGCGGUUGCAGGAGUUCCUUGCGACAUCGGUGUCGUGACACCAAAUAACAACAGCAACAACAACAACAGCAGCAACUGCCGCCUAUAGCUAAGCGAGAUGCACCCAAAAAACAAAUCUCUCAUGCACAUAACCAAAUAAUCAUUACAUUAACAAUUCUAGUUUAUACAUUUAAAAUGCAAUACGAAAUUCCCCGAUUCCCGAAAUUAUUCUAUACAUAGUUACACUCCAAGUUACAUUGGCAUCGUGUAUGUGUGUAUUAUAAUGUGCUGCACAUAUGCUUGUCUGGUUAGUUAUAUAAGUUGUGUGCGUGUGUGUAUUAUUUAUAAUGAGGAUAAGGAAGUGGAAUCUAAACUGAAAAGUAACUAUGCGAUACUUUUUGAGAAGGCGCACACAAAGAUUACACGCCCACUCAGUGCAAGGCUAUCUACUAGAUACUACAUUACAAUUACAAUUUAUAAUUAUACAAUUAAUAUUAUAUUACACAUCUAAUCUAAAAAAAAUGUCUGUUUCGAUUCUAAUAUACAUUUAUUAGUUUCCUAUUCGUUUGUAACAUUUUGAUGCUAUUUUUCAAUAAAUAAUUUAUUGAUUUUUUUUUUAAUUUUUCUACAAA